Necator americanus (New World hookworm) is the source of this 1326-nucleotide messenger RNA. RefSeq lists its product as uncharacterized. The transcript has 5 exons. Lineage: Eukaryota; Metazoa; Nematoda; Chromadorea; Rhabditida; Ancylostomatidae. Bases 1 to 1326 code for a protein of 441 amino acids. Gene Ontology annotation, cellular component: nucleus. The record is from RefSeq and is a predicted model, not a curated record. Gene Ontology annotation, biological process: chromatin remodeling.
AUGGUGGCGAGACUUCGUCUCGGCAGGUUCAACCAUGCCACAAAGAAGCUAGGGCGUACCCCAGAAGCGACGCGCAUUGUCCUCGCCCGAGCAAUGUGGCAAAUAUGCGAGGGCUACCGGCUAGAGGACGAAGCCAAAGAAGAGACUCGCUGGAAAGGCUCCAAGGCAAGGGAAGUAGGCGAUGGCUACAAGCUGAUCUACCACGGCAUAUCAAAUCGCAAUGGCGUUGGUAUCAUAUUGAACGAGUCGUUUAGAAAUAGCGUCACAGCGGAAGAUCUGCAGCAGUACGUCCAAUCCCUGGAAAGCGAAGAAGUACUUUUAAUCGGAGGAGACUUCAACGGACAUGUCGGUUCCCGGAAAGACGGAUUCGAGAGUUGUCAUGGUGGAUACGGCUAUGGAGCUCAUAACGACGACGGGUUGCGAAUCCUGGAGUAUGCUGUUGCAAGUGACUUGAUCAUUGCUAACACGCAGUAUCGGAAAAGGAAAUCGCAUUUGAUCACGUACACCAGCGGGGGUCGUGAAACACAAAUAGAUUUCUGGAUGUUACGCCGACGAGAUCGCCGACUUCUGCAGGAUUCGAAUGUCAUCCCUACAGACCAUGUCGCUGCCCAACACCAUCUGCUCGUUACGGACUUGAAAAUCUCCCGUCCAAGGAAGAGACAUCCAAGGACUGAAACACAGCGCAUCAAAUGGUGGAAUCUGAAGGAUCGAAAGGAGGUAUUUCUCGCGUCCGUGGCUCCAUCUACACUUCCCCACCCUACUCGUAGUGUGGAGGAAAUGUGGUUGUCUACUUCCAGCGUUAUACGCUUGACCGCGGAAAACACUCUGGGGAAGACGACUCUAGGUAAGCCAAAGCGGAAGAGGGAGGCUAAGAAGGCAGUCUCCAAGGCGAAGUCGGACCGCUACAAGGCUGUAUACGACAUACUUGAUACCAGAGAAGGCGAGUGGGCAGUGUAUCGUUUAGUCAGAGCACGUCAUCGCUCAACGUUGGAUAUGGAGCACACCAAGAUCGUUAAGGGAGCUGAUGGAGCCGUUCUGCGCCGCUCUGGUCAGAUCCUGGAGAGGUGGCGAGAGUACUACAAUCACUUGUGUAACGAAGAGUUCUGUCAUCCUCCCAUCCCAAAUGUUCCCAGCGUCGAGGGUCCUGUUCUACCAAUUACUGCUGUCGAAGUCAGUGCUGUCCUCGCAAAAAUGAAGUCGAACAAGGCAACCGGUCCUGAUGACAUACCUGUUGAUAUCUGGAAGCUACUAGGAGAUCGGGGGUCCAUGUGGCUCCCAACUCUAUUUAACAAGAUCGUUGCAGAAGGACGGACUCCAGACGUUUAG